AUGAAAGCACAGUGCGAGUUGCGGGUCAUCCAGAAUGAGAUCGGCGUCAUGUGCUUUAGUCGCUCCAAAGAGUCUAGGAAGAUGCCCUGGGGUGCAGCUCUGCAUAUCCAGGCAAAGUUGGAAGCCUGGUAUGGAGGUUUGCCUGUUCAACUGCAGCCUCGCUGUAUCGUAUACCCCGCUCAUCUUAUGCUACAUUGCGAGUACUAUGCGGCUCUUGUAACUUUGUUCCGGUCGCAGAUCUCGUCUGGGGAUGAUGGCGACCAGCUGUUGACGCAGCAUCAACGUAACGCAGCUGAGCAAAUGGUUACCCGAGCAAGCGUUCAACUCGAGAGUAUCUUGCGCUUAUACUACCUUCGCCAUAGUUUCGAGGCUUACGACUCUACGCUUACUAUCUUCCUGGCCCAGCUCGCCAACCUAACUUUAGAGCCUCUUGAACAACUCGAACGAGAUCCGGGCAACGCUCCCCCGGAAGUCAGCGAAUCUCUCCUAUCGACACUCGUCUUAUGCUUCAGUGGCUUAUAUGAGCAAUCCAAAAGCGCCUACAUCGCCGGUGUCAUGCUCAUGAUCAUGAAGAAAAGACUGAGUGCCGACGUUCGUAACGCUGUCGGGCGUUAUGUUAUGAUCGAAGAGACGGAUGGUGAUAGUGAUUCAAUGGACGAAACGGACCUAGAGUUUUCACAUCCAAUUCUUUCGGAGCUCAUUCUGCCGGGUACAAGCCUCAGCGACGAUCCAAAGUCGUGGAGAUUGAAGAAUUUGGUGGAUGAUCCUAGGAGGUAUUCAGGGUAG
This is a messenger RNA of Alternaria metachromatica, 786 nucleotides long. RefSeq lists its product as uncharacterized. The record is from RefSeq and is a predicted model, not a curated record. The transcript is spliced from 2 exons. Bases 1 to 786 code for a protein of 261 amino acids. NCBI's taxonomy places the organism in Eukaryota, Fungi, Ascomycota, Dothideomycetes, Pleosporales, Pleosporaceae.